GAAACGCUUUGAAUCAGAAUAACAAGUGAAGUCAUUGCAAGAAGUUCAAAACGUAUUUUGGAGGAAAAAAUGUGGAAAAUUUUAAGCAUUGGAUUAUUAUUGGUGGCACUUAGCGCAUCAGGAAAGGUAGUGCCGGGUAAAAUAAUUGGCCCAAUUGGAGAUAUAUCACCAACUGAAUGGCCGGUUUUUGGAAGUUAUUUUGUUAAUAAAUACGCAAAACUUGCUCGCGAAAUUGUUCACAAGUCAAAUACUUCAAUGUUGGGUACGAUUGCUGUGCAAAAGCCACUCAAAGGCUAUCCAAUGAUUGAUUUGAUACAAGUGGCCGAUAGCAAAUGGAAUGAAACGUCAACGGGUUUUGUAAAUUUCUAUUUACAAAAAAGUGAUCCAAUCUAUGAAAAUAUCAAGAAGAAGAAAGAAGUAAGCGCCUCAUUCUCAAACGAAACAACACAAUUCAACAAUGAAACAUCGCAAAUGGAAACUGUUGGUUAUCGUGUUCUGGUCACCGGCUAUGUGGUUCAAAUUCCAGCCGACACAAUGAUGUUCAAUGACACCAACGAUGCCAUACUCGAUCGUCAUCCGGAUGCAGCUCCGGUUUUAUCUCGACUGAAUACAAUUUUGGUGAGACUUGAAAUCGAUCAGGUUUGUGUGAUCGACGACGUUAGCGGACCAUUUUGUUUGCCCGCAGAUAGCUAUUACAACGCCGAUGUUGAUGAAUAAAACGAACCUCCAAUGAAUCAUCGAUGCAGCAUUUUGUAAUCAAAUGUCAUUGUGGUUAUCUUUGAAAAGCCUUCAAUUGCUUUUUGAAAAUAAAAACCGAUUUUUUUUUUCACUUAAUGCUAA
Messenger RNA from Contarinia nasturtii (swede midge), 840 nucleotides. RefSeq lists its product as uncharacterized. The transcript has 3 exons. The record is from RefSeq and is a predicted model, not a curated record. The coding region runs from base 70 to 717 and encodes 215 amino acids. Lineage: Eukaryota; Metazoa; Arthropoda; Insecta; Diptera; Cecidomyiidae.